Pseudomassariella vexata is the source of this 1121-nucleotide messenger RNA. RefSeq lists its product as uncharacterized. The transcript has a single exon. The coding region runs from base 177 to 1103 and encodes 308 amino acids. The record is from RefSeq and is a predicted model, not a curated record. NCBI's taxonomy places the organism in Eukaryota, Fungi, Ascomycota, Sordariomycetes, Amphisphaeriales, Pseudomassariaceae.
GAUUCAAGCAACAUGCCCUGGACAGGGGUUCUUGGGCGGCAUUUGAGCCGCAUGCCACUCGGCACAUCCAUUUUCAAGGUUGAUCUCGCGUAAACUUGACGAAAAUAUUUCCUUGAUAGACUCCGGCCAACGCACGACAUCCCGUACUGCGGAGCAUCUAACCCGAUGCGCGGUGGAUGUCUGUCCCACGCCGUUUCAAAUGCGCAGUCUUUGCUUCAUUUCAAGGCCAAUCGGUUUCAACCCAUACUUCAAUGGACAUCAAGGAUCCGUCUCACUCCUCUCAACGUCAGCACCGACAUCAACAUUUUAGGCAUGGACAUCAACACAGCCAGGGGCAUCAUCACGCCAGGGACGAGUACUUCGCUGAACCUAGUGAUGGUCCCCAUCCGAAACGUCGCCGUAGAUCCCACCAUGAGAACGACAUAGCGCAGGGUAACUUGAACCGGGCAAUAGAUCAGCGUACUGGCAACGAUCUCGUGGAAAGCUGGCUUGAACAGACAGGGGAUCCAGGCCGAAGAAAGCCUCUAUCCAGGUUAAAGGAACAGGAGCAACCCCCCACAAUCGGUCGUAGCCGGCCGAGGUUGCAGCGCUACGAGGUCUCUCCACUACUCUCCCUUGGCCCCAGCAGGAUUAGGCGUCGCGCCAGGAGGGGGCUUGCGUCUCAUAACAGCUCCUUGCUCAGCGGUUUCGAGAAUGACAAGGCUAUUGUACAGAAUCUAUCUCCACCUCCACGGCGGGAGUUUCCAGAUGACGACACCCCAUCACCGGAGCAGCAGAGAAAGUUUGAGGCGAAUCAUUUGGAUGACUUGUCGAUAGAAUUGUCGUCCUCGGGUGCAUACCGCUUCGAGAAGAGGCCGAGGCACAAGACCAGGGAGGACAAGUAUGACAAGAUACAAAAAAAGCAUAAGCGCGAAAGGUCUAAGGACCGGGGACGGCACCAUCGAAAGAAGAGGAACGGAAAGUAUGAGAAGAGAAGAGCUUUGACGUCUAGCAAGAACGUUAUAAGCAACUUCAACUCAGAUGCUGUCAUGAAUGAUCGCAUCACGGUACGACUUGCAGCUGUAUUGGCGCUCGUUCCUGUUGCUGAUCACCAAUACAGGUAAAACCAUCACUAAAGCCUG